AUGGGGGGGGGGGGGGGGGGGGGGGGGGGGGGGGGGGGGGGGGGGGGGGGGGGGGGGGGGGGGGGGGGGGGGGGGUGGGGAAAACAUAUAAAUAUUGUGGGGGGGUGGGGGGGGGUGGGGGGUUGUGAUUAUUUUGGGGGUUUUGGGGGGGGGGUGUUUUUGUUUUUUUUGGGGGGGGGGGGGGGGGUGGGGGUGGAGGGGGGGGUUAGGGGGGGGGGUGGGAUGGGAAAAAAUGGGGGGGGGAAUGGGGUUGGGAUAGAAGGAGGAAUGAGUUGA
Dicrocoelium dendriticum is the source of this 276-nucleotide messenger RNA. Lineage: Eukaryota; Metazoa; Platyhelminthes; Trematoda; Plagiorchiida; Dicrocoeliidae. The record is from the annotation of a GenBank genome assembly.